Molecule: messenger RNA, 897 nt
Organism: Ilex paraguariensis (yerba mate)
Lineage: Eukaryota; Viridiplantae; Streptophyta; Magnoliopsida; Aquifoliales; Aquifoliaceae
Source: the annotation of a GenBank genome assembly
AUGGAAAUGGAAGAAGGGUUUAUCCACCCAAUAACUUUGUUCAUCUUUGGGUUUUUAUUUAGCCAGGGGCUCAAUCUUUCUCCUGUGGCGGCAACAAGCACAAUCAGACUUGGGGAUGAACUCAACUCCACUAGCCAGCUUGUUUCUAACGAUGGGGUCUUUACAUUAGGCUUUUUCAGUAUUGAGGCCACAAAUUACAGUUAUUUAGGAAUAUGGUACACAAAAGAUGAUCAAUCCAGGAGGGUAUGGGUUGCCAAUCCAAACACACCCAUCAAAAACAAUUCCGGAGUGCUCAGAAUGGACACUGCAGGGAGGUUGGUAAUCACCGCCGGAGGGACAACCAUCGUGGUGGUUUCCGACAAAAGCGGCGCCAAUGCGGCUGCUACAUUGGAGGAUAAUGGGAACUUUAUUUUGGCUGAUGAAACUGGGAAGCGGACUUUGUGGCAAAGUUUUGACCAUCCUACCAAUGUGCUAUUGCCUGGCAUGAAACUCGGGUUUAACCGAUCCACGGGACAGAAUUGGACGCUUACUUCUUGGCUGAGCGACAAUCUCCCAUCUACAGGGGCCUUCACCCUGAGCUGGGAACCCACCAUAGACUCAGCUUCAGGGCAGCUGGCCAUUCACCGCCGAGGCGAGCUUUAUUGGACUAGUGGCCUUCUGGAAGGCCAAAAAUUUGUGUACAUGCCUAUUUUGAAUAGUGAUAUUAUGGAGUACCAUUACAAACUCCGCCAAGUGUUUGAUGAAAAUGGGAAUUACUUCACUUUUGAUGCUAUUACUGGCAGUUUUUUGAUGUGGACCUUGUUGCCGGAGGGGAAUAUUCUCGACGGUGGAAACACUAAUUUUUACAUUUCCCCUGCUGAUUUUGUUAUGGGUAUCAGUUGGAUAAUGGGUGUGUGA